Molecule: messenger RNA, 1973 nt
Organism: Sarcophilus harrisii (Tasmanian devil)
Lineage: Eukaryota; Metazoa; Chordata; Mammalia; Dasyuromorphia; Dasyuridae
Gene: PAOX
Product: polyamine oxidase
Exons: 7
Coding region: 114-1649 (511 amino acids)
Molecular function (GO): polyamine oxidase activity
Source: RefSeq, a predicted model, not a curated record
GGCGGGGUUAGGAGCUGGAGUCCCCGACCAGAGGCAAGCUGCAGUCGAGCGUCUCUCCGAGGCUCCGCUCCCCGGGAGCGGAGCGCAGCCGAGCCUGCAGACUGGCGAGGGGCAUGGACAAGAGCGGCGGCAAAGAUGGGCCCUCCUUGUCGAACCACCUCGUGGUGGUAGUCGGCGGCGGCAUCGCGGGGCUCGGGGCGGCGCAGCGGCUCUGCCGGCACCCGGGCUUCCGGAACCUGCGGCUCCUGGAGGCCACUGACCGCUGCGGGGGUCGCAUCCGCUCGCAGCCCGCCUUCGGUGGUGUGAUUGAGAUCGGGGCACACUGGAUCCACGGGCCCUCCAAGAACAACCCCGUCUUCCAGCUGGCUUUAGAGUAUGGCCUGCUGGGGGAGAAAGAGAUGUCGGAGGAAAAUCAGCUGAUUGAGGUUGGGGGCCACCCUGGUCUGCCCUCUCUGUCCCUCUCCAGCUCUGGCAAAAGCGUGAAUCUCAAGCUGGUAGAAGACAUGUCUAAUCUGUUUUAUACUCUGUUAGACCAAACUCGAGAGUUCCUCCACGUGGCAGAGACCCCUGUCCCCAGCGUGGGCGAGUACCUGAAGAAGGAGAUUUCUCGGCACAUGUUUGAUUGGACAGAGGAUGAAGCAACCAAGCAGCUCAAACUGUCCGUCCUGAAAACCUUCUUUAACCUAGAGUGCUGUGUGAGUGGGAGCCACAGUAUGGAUCUGGUGGCCCUCGGAUCAUUUGGGGAAUACGCCACCCUGCCAGGGCUGGAUUGCACCUUUUCUGAGGGGUAUGACGGUCUUACAAACUGCAUGAUGACUUCUUUGCCGAAAAAUGUUAUACUGUUUAACAAACCAGUAAAGACCAUUCACUGGAAUAACUCCUACAAACAUGAAAAUUUUCCAGGAGAGACAUUUCCAGUACUGCUAGAAUGUGAAGAAGGAGAGAAGUUCCCAGCUCAUCAUGUUAUAGUCACUAUACCCUUAGGUGUUCUCAAAGAGCAAAUGGAAAUCUUAUUCAACCCACCACUUCCCAGUAGGAAAGCAGAAGUGAUCAACAGCAUGGGCUUUGGAACCAACAAUAAGAUAUUCCUGGAGUUUGAAGAACCUUUCUGGGAAGUAGACUGCCAGCAAAUCCAGGUGGUGUGGGAGGACGCAUCACCCUUUGUGGAUUUUGAAGAUGAGCUGAAGGACAUAUGGUUCAAAAAGCUCAUUGGAUUUUUAGUCCUGCCUCCCUUGGAAUCCACAUAUGUUCUCUGUGGGUUCAUUGCUGGACUUGAAUCAGAAUUUAUGGAAACCCUUUCUGAUGAGGAAGUGCUUUCAUCUCUAACUCAAGUCUUAAGGAGAGUAACAGGAAAUCCACAGCUCCCCGGGCCUAGGAGUGUGCUCAGAUCCAGAUGGCACAGUGCCCCCUACACCAGAGGCUCUUACAGCUAUGUUGCAGUUGGCAGCUCUGGAGAAGACAUUGAUACACUUGCCCAACCCCUUCCUACAGACUCCUCAAGCCCCCAGUUACAGAUCCUUUUUGCUGGAGAAGCCACUCAUCGGACGUAUUACUCUACCACCCAUGGGGCUCUGCUGUCUGGGUGGAGGGAGGCAGAUCGUCUCAUCAGCCUGUAUGACUUAGAGUGCCAGCAGAAAUUCAAGCCCUGAGCCCUUCCUUCUUGCUGCAGCUUUAUUCUAAAUGCUGUUCCUCUCCGAUGGCUUAAUGAUUGUUUAGUUAUUAGCCACUGUAUCCUUCAACAAAUAAUUUUAAAUCCAGCUCAGGCUUUCUUUGGGAAUGUCAGUCAUUCUCCAAUUUUUUUUUUAAAUUGUUAGUUGGUAAAUUUAAUUUCUUAAAGCUAUUGCUAUGCUCAGACUCCUCCCCAAAGUGACCAUCAGUCCCCUGCCUGAGCAACAAGACCUAAGUGUUCCUGGUGAUUCUGAAUACGUGUAUGAUGAGCAGUAUUGUACUAAAAUAAAAGUAUUUUAAAAACA